AUGGAAGACGGCACAAAAUCUUUAUUGGAGUACAACAUUCCCGAUACCGCAACCGGGCUCCUAUCCAGCAUUGUCAGACCACCUAUUACCGCUCAGAGCUUUGAAUUAAAACCUCAAUUCAUACAGUUCAUCUCCAAUGACUCAUUUGCAGGCACACCUGUUAGUCACAUAGAAAGUUUCUUGGAGAAGUGUAACACCAUAAAGCUCAACGGUGUCACUGAUGAUGCUAUCAAACUUUGUUUGUUCCCUUUUUCACUACGGGAUAGAGCAAAGGAAUGGUUACGAGACGAAGGUAUAGGUUCCUUUGAUACAUGGGAUAAGCAUGCCAAAGCUUUCUUAGUAAGAUUUUUAGGGCAAGAGAAGACUGCAAGGUUAAGGAACGAGCUAGCUACCUUUCGUCAAUCUGAUGAUGAGUCCUUAUAUGAGGCAUGGAGAAGAUUCAAGCGCUUACAGAGACAAUGCCCUCAUCACAGUAUCCCAGAGUGGAUGUUAAUCCAAACAUUCUACAAUGGUCUGACCCAUGAGUUCCGCAUAUACAUUGAUGCUACAUCCGGGGGUUCUCUCAUGACUAAGAACUCAACUGAAGCCAAAGAGCUAAUUGAGAAGAUGGCAGCCAAUGAUAAUUAUCAUCCAGGAGGUCGACAUAGUGUGAAGAAGGGAGGUAAAUUAGAUGUUGAAGCUCUAACUCUUUUGACUAGCUCUGUGCAGGAAUUAACAAGCAAGUUUGACAGACUCCAAGCCGGAACAUCUACUAGCUUACCGGAGACCUGUCAGAUGUGUAAUGUGCAGGGUCACAUUGCACCUAAUUGCCCCAAAAUUUCCAGUGAGAUGUCAAUUGAGGAGGCCAAUUCUUUCUACACCUCUAAUCCUAAAAGGUCGUAUGAUCCUCAUUCAAACACAUACAAUGAAGGGUGGAGAAAUCAUCCGGACUUCUCUUAUAUGAACACUCAAGCUCAAUUGAAUUCUCCGUCGCCACCACCUAGUUUUCAAGCAAGGGCAUCUUUUAAUCACCAACCCAUGAAUCAACAACUACCACCACAAACUUCAAAAUACAAUCUUGAUUCCAUUAUGGAGACUUUCACUUCUUCCCAACUUCGACAGCAAGAGCUUAUGACAAAGCAAUUUGAGCUACAAGCAAAGCAAAAUGAACACUUUGAAAGCUCGAUUCAAAUGCUUAUUGCUCAAAAUAAGGGGAGAGAAACUCACCUUUCCCAACUUUCAGAACAAGUGAGUCAUUUAUCAACUCUUCAUGAUCAAGCAAAAGUCCAAAAGGAACAAUGCAAUGCAGUUUUCUUGAGAAGAGAUGAAUUAUUUUCGAGGAAAAUAGAUGAGAAAGUGUGUAGUGUGCAGUCCUUGGUAUUGAUUAUGGUUUGCUUUUCCCCAUGUUAA
Molecule: messenger RNA, 1389 nt
Organism: Chenopodium quinoa (quinoa)
Lineage: Eukaryota; Viridiplantae; Streptophyta; Magnoliopsida; Caryophyllales; Amaranthaceae
Exons: 1
Coding region: 1-1389 (462 amino acids)
Source: RefSeq, a predicted model, not a curated record